AUGUACAUCUUUGGAACAGUGAUGAAGGAGUUCAGCUUCAUUAUUGAGAUACAAAAUUAUAUGAUAAUAGAAGCUGCUUUCACAGGAGCAGACUUUGAAAAGACCGUGUACUCGCCGAAUAUUAUUGCGGGUGUGAAGACAGUAAGAACAAAAGCAGAUGUCAUAGAUGUUGACUUGGGAUUAUCAUUGGAUUUAUCAUCAGCUCAGCGGUAUGUAUGGCAAAAUGAUAUGGCAUCCUAUAUAGAACUCGGAAAGAUUGCAAUGAGGCCUGUGAGAAAGCUCCUGAAGAAUCUUACCUAUUCGGACGAGUUCCACACCUGGAUUCGAGAGCAACAUUUCGAUAUGGUUAUAUCAGAAGGUGUUAUGAUAUUUGAUGCGGUUUUUCACAAAUGUGGAAUCGAAAAGUAUGCGAUCACUAUAUCAACACUUCCAAUUGAGUAUAUGUUGGACUAUAUCGGCGUGCCUAAUACUCCAAGUUUUGUUCCAGUGAACAACAAAGGCUUCUCUGUUCCAAUGACCUACUUUGAAAGGGCACAAAAUUUAUUCGAAUUAACACUUGUGAAAUUGUUACUCCAUUAUAGUGUUAUUCCUGAGUUCGAGCAGCUGUUAGCUGAUAAAUUUGGAGAUUCGGGAACAACACAGAAGCAAGCAGACCAGCUCUCUUAUAUUUUCGUGAACAGCGAUGAAAUACUCGACUUUCCUCGCGUUAUUACGAGUAAAUAUAAAUAUAUAGGUGGAAUACGAAUGCCUAAACCGAAACCACUGAGUCAAAUAGACGUAGCUGGUGCAUUCGGAUAUGUUCGUUCCGUUGAGCGUGAAUGGGGCAUCCGAGACCCAUCCGUUCCGCAUGAACAUCGUCUUUUGAAGAUUCAGCUCAAGACCGAUGCAUCCACAUGUUUCGGCGAAUUCGGUCAGCAUUCGUUCCGCUUGGCUGAUGCUAGGUGUUAUCAGUACGAUGUCAUCAGCAAAGCGCAAAUGGUGUAG
Necator americanus (New World hookworm) is the source of this 984-nucleotide messenger RNA. RefSeq lists its product as uncharacterized. Lineage: Eukaryota; Metazoa; Nematoda; Chromadorea; Rhabditida; Ancylostomatidae. The transcript has 8 exons. Gene Ontology annotation, molecular function: UDP-glycosyltransferase activity. Bases 1 to 984 code for a protein of 327 amino acids. The record is from RefSeq and is a predicted model, not a curated record.